AUGGAAGAAUUAGGUAUCACUCCAUCUAAGGAAAAUAUAGCAGAGGAAAAGCGUGAGUUUAAGUCAUACGGUGACUUAUUGGCAGAAUUGAGCAAUAGUAAUAGUAUUGUGUCUUCUGGUUUGAACAGUGACGUUUACUUAAGAUUAAAAAAAUUGGAAAGAGAACAUGAGUUGCUGACUUUACAAGAAGAUUAUAUUAAGGAUGAACAACGUCAUCUUAAGAGAGAAUUAUUGAGAGCUCAAGAAGAAGUUAAGAGAAUCCAAUCAGUACCUUUAGUUAUUGGACAAUUUUUGGAACCUAUAGAUCAAAAUACUGGUAUUGUAUCUAGUACAACCGGUAUGAAUUAUGUUGUUAGAAUCUUAUCAACUCUUGACCGAGAAUUAUUAAAGCCAUCAAUGUCAGUUGCAUUGCACCGUCAUUCCAACGCAUUGGUUGAUAUAUUACCACCAGACUCCGAUUCCAGCAUAUCAGUGAUGGGUGAGAGUGAGAAGCCAGAUGUCACAUACGCAGACGUUGGUGGUCUGGAUAUGCAAAAACAAGAAAUUAGAGAAGCUGUAGAAUUGCCCCUAACACAGGCUGAUUUAUAUGAACAGAUUGGUAUCGAUCCACCAAGAGGUGUAUUACUAUAUGGUCCUCCCGGUACAGGUAAAACAAUGUUGGUAAAAGCAGUUGCUAAUAGUACAAAGGCAUCAUUUAUUAGAGUUAAUGGUUCUGAGUUUGUUCAUAAAUAUUUAGGUGAGGGUCCAAGAAUGGUUCGUGAUGUAUUUAGAUUAGCCAGAGAAAACGCCCCAUCCAUUAUUUUCAUUGAUGAAGUUGAUUCUAUUGCUACCAAACGUUUUGAUGCUCAAACUGGUUCUGAUCGUGAAGUUCAACGUAUUUUAAUUGAAUUAUUGACUCAAAUGGAUGGUUUCGAUCAAUCGACAAAUGUUAAGGUUAUUAUGGCUACCAAUAGAGCUGACACCCUAGAUCCGGCACUAUUGAGACCAGGUAGAUUAGAUAGAAAGAUUGAAUUCCCAUCUCUUCGUGAUAGACGUGAACGUCGUUUAAUUUUUAGUACAAUAGCGAGUAAGAUGUCUUUGGCUCCAGAAGUUGAUUUGGAUUCUUUAAUUAUUCGUAACGAUUCAUUAUCUGGUGCCGUAAUUGCAGCUAUUAUGCAAGAAGCAGGUCUACAUGCUGUAAGAAAAAAUAGAUAUGUAAUUCUUCAGAGUGAUUUGGAGGAAGCUUAUGCCGCGCAGGUUAAGACUGAUAGUGAUGUUGACAAAUUUGAUUUCUAUAAAUAA
This is a messenger RNA of Maudiozyma saulgeensis, 1281 nucleotides long. The record is from the annotation of a GenBank genome assembly. NCBI's taxonomy places the organism in Eukaryota, Fungi, Ascomycota, Saccharomycetes, Saccharomycetales, Saccharomycetaceae.